GCCGAGGACCCCCACGCGCGCCUUCCCCGGGCCGCACCCCGCGUCGCCGGCCUCGGGGCCACCCGCAGCGGGCAGCGGGUUGCACCUACCUCGCUUCCGGGCGGGGCGGUCCUCGGCACUGCGGAGUGCGCAUGCCCGGAAGCCGUACACUUUUCAGCCCCCGACAGGGGCCGACUUAAAGGGCCCGACACAGUUUCCGAGUAGAGCUGCCGGCAGGAGUCGGGGGCGGGGCUUUCCGGGCUGGCCACGCCCUCCUCGGUGGCCCCGCCCCGCCCGCGCGCUUCCCGCGGCUGCGGUCUCCGGCGCUCCGCCCAGCCGCCCCCCGCCCGCCUCCUUGAGCAGCGGCUGUCUCUUGCUGCGCAAGUUGUCGCCCGCUCGCCUCUGCUCCGGCCGCCGCCCCAGGGCUGUCUCCGUUGCGGAACGUGAAUCGCCCUGCCUUUCGGUGGAGAAAGAUCGGAGAGGAAGUUUGUCAGUCACACUGUACUUCGCACAGAAGAGAAAACCUGGAUAAAUAAGGAGAAAGAACUUGAAGAAAGCAACUGCAAAAUCUGUAGGACUAGAAGAUGAGCACACCCAUAACACCAUCAACAUAUGUGCGCUGCCUCAAUGUUGGACUAAUUAGGAAGCUGUCAGAUUUUAUUGAUCCUCAAGAAGGAUGGAAAAAAUUAGCUGUUGCUAUUAAAAAACCGUCUGGUGAAGACAGAUACAACCAGUUUCACAUAAGGAGAUUCGAAGCAUUAAUUCAAACUGGCAAAAGUCCCACUUCUGAACUGCUGUUUGACUGGGGUACCACAAACUGCACAGUUGGUGAUCUCGUGGAUGUUUUGGUCCAAAAUGAGUUUUUUGCUCCUGCAAGUCUUUUGCUGCCAGGUGCUGUCCCCAAACCUGCUCAUACUGGACCACCUAAAGAAGCUGUCACAGUUCAGCAGAGACACCCGCCUUUCUUUGAAAAAGGCGCUCCUGUGACAUCUGUGCAGAAUCUUCACCUAAACUGUACCCCAUCUGGCUCCUCAAGUCCAGGAAAUAAGAGUGUAGAAGUCAGCGAUACACGUUUCCAUUGUUUUUCGUUUUAUGAAUUGAAGAAUGUCACAAAUGACUUUGACGAGCGGCCUGUUUCUCUUGGCGGCAAUAAAAUGGGAGAAGGAGGCUUUGGCGUGGUGUACAAAGGCUGCGUGAAUGACACAGCUGUGGCCGUGAAGAAGCUCGCGGCAAUGGUUGAUAUUAGCACUGAAGACCUGAAACAACAGUUUGAUCAAGAAAUAAAAGUAAUGGCAAAGUGUCAGCAUGAAAACCUAGUAGAACUACUUGGUUUUUCGAGUGAUGGCGAUGAUCUCUGCUUAGUGUAUGUUUACAUGCCCAACGGUUCAUUGCUGGACAGGCUGUCCUGCUUGGAUGAUACUCCCCCACUUUCUUGGCACAUGAGAUGCAAGAUUGCUCAGGGUGCAGCUAAUGGAAUCAGUUUUUUACAUGAAAACCAUCAUAUUCAUAGAGAUAUUAAAAGUGCAAAUAUCUUACUAGAUAAAGACUUCACUGCCAAAAUAUCUGACUUUGGGCUUGCACGGGCCUCUGAGAAGUUCGCCCAGACCGUCAUGACCAGCAGGAUCGUAGGCACGACAGCUUACAUGGCACCCGAAGCUCUGCGAGGCGAAAUAACGCCCAAGUCGGACAUCUAUAGCUUUGGGGUGGUUUUAUUGGAAAUAAUAACUGGACUUCCAGCUGUGGAUGAGAAACGUGAACCUCAGUUAUUACUGGAUAUUAAAGAAGAAAUUGAAGACGAGGAAAAGACGAUUGAAGAUUAUGUCGAUGUGAAGAUGGGAGAUGCCGAUUCCACUUCAGUUGAAACUACGUACUCUGUUGCCAGCCAGUGUCUGCAUGAAAAGAAGAACAAGAGACCGGACAUUAAGAAGGUUCAACAGCAGUUGCAAGAGAUAACAGCUUCUUAAAACUUUAUAGACUCGUAACUUUUUAUAUACAGCUCCCUAUGCCGUUUUUACCUUUACUUUUUCUAAGCGUGCUUUAUCUUUAACAAGGCAGCACGGGGGCAGUGCAGUGGUCAUUAAGGCACGCAUUGAAUCUCCAGCAAAUGAAGUAGAGCCAUCCUGUCAGCACCGCGCUCUACGCACGUAGCGUCAGCCUGGGAUCCACAUUAAUCCCUGCGACAUUUCCUUCAGACGUCACCAAGCACCGUUAGAAGACGGCGAGGUUAGCAGGAAGAGUAGUGGUCCGAAGCCCAGCCGACCCCACUACUUGCUGAAAACUUUGGGCAAACGCUUAGCUACCUUGAGCCUUGUUUUUUUUCAUCUGUAACAUCAGAUUAAUAUCCACUGUGCUUCUCUGACACUCAUGAAAGUAAAUGAUUCAAAAUACACCAACAUUUUUAACUAUUAAAGUGCUACAACAGUUGAAUUUA
Molecule: messenger RNA, 2410 nt
Organism: Chinchilla lanigera (long-tailed chinchilla)
Lineage: Eukaryota; Metazoa; Chordata; Mammalia; Rodentia; Chinchillidae
Gene: Irak4
Product: interleukin-1 receptor-associated kinase 4
Biological process (GO): protein phosphorylation; signal transduction
Molecular function (GO): magnesium ion binding; ATP binding; protein serine/threonine kinase activity
Source: RefSeq, a predicted model, not a curated record